Messenger RNA from Protopterus annectens (West African lungfish), 3701 nucleotides. RefSeq names its product leucine rich repeats and transmembrane domains 1 (gene LRTM1). The record is from RefSeq and is a predicted model, not a curated record. Bases 407 to 1459 code for a protein of 350 amino acids. Lineage: Eukaryota; Metazoa; Chordata; Ceratodontiformes; Protopteridae. The transcript is spliced from 3 exons. Gene Ontology annotation, molecular function: protein binding. Gene Ontology annotation, biological process: axonogenesis; regulation of presynapse assembly; positive regulation of synapse assembly. Gene Ontology annotation, cellular component: membrane.
AUGCACAUACAGUGUUACUGAACUUCAUACUGUUUGACACAGCGAGGGUAACAACUGGCAAGAAUUUCAGAAUGAUAUUGGAUUAAAAGGAGCGGUUUUUUUUUGUCACUUGAACUUCAGGCAGAUUAAAUAGCACAACAGACCAGCUCUCCAGCCGUGAUUUGUGAGUUACAGCUGUCCUUUGGGUGCUGACAGAUAGCCAUUGCUGAGGUCUUUGAGUGAAGAGGGAAAAUAAUCUCUUGUCAAAAAUAGGUAGAAAAAGCCAUAAGUAACCCUAGGUAAUUUAAAGUGGGGAGUAUUUCUUCUUCUGCUUACUCAUGAGAACUUGUACUUGCAUCAAGGUGACCUGCAACUCAAUGGUUUGUUGGUGAGAGUGCAUGGAAACUCUGCUUUUAGCAACGUGACAAUGACUGGUGAAAUGAGUCUGAUGCUUAUCAGUCUUUUACUGGUUCGCUUAGUGUUGGGGUGCCCAGAGGAAUGCAUCUGCAGUGCAAGAUCAGAAACAGUAGACUGCCGAAAUCGUGGACUAUCUGAAAUCCCCAGUAGUCUACCUCGAGAAGCACAAGUACUUUACUUGCAGGGAAAUCACAUUCAGGGACUUAACCAGUCUGUAUUUGCUGACCUAGCUUUGCUGGAGCAAUUAGACCUUUCCAACAAUAACAUUUCAGGUUUGCACACAAGGUCAUUUGAAGGACUAAUUAAUCUUCAAGUUCUCAAUCUCACCAGCAACUAUAUUCAGCACAUUGAUGAGAAAUUGUUUGGUUCAGUUCAGCAUCUGAGUAAACUGGACCUGUCAGCUAACUCCAUUUCAAGUUUACCCAGCUCUUUUGGUAAUGGUUUGAAGAACCUAACAUGGUUUGCUAUAAGUCAUAACAAGAUUCUAAACAUCAGCAGAAGUCUGUUGGACUCUUUGUCAAAUCUCCAGGUUUUUCAUUUCAAGGAUAACCCCUGGCUAUGUAACUGCAGCAUUGUUGGGCUCAAACUCUGGCUGGAAUACUAUCUCUUCAGAGGUGGAACAAUUGAUGAAAUACUUUGUGAGAUGCCUGAAAAGCUGAAAGGGAAGGACCUUUUGAAAGUUCCAUAUGAAAUAUACAGAAUGUGCCCUCCUAGCAGUUCACACAUUUUACUUCCUAGCAGCCAUUAUGUUAACCCUGAUCACCAAACCAGAAAUGAACAUGUACUUAAGGGUGAACAUGAAGACAACAGUGAUUCAGACUGUGAGCCAAAACUAAAACCAAAGCCACUAAACUUACGACAUGCGGUUGCUACUGUUGUAAUAACAGGAGUUGUUUGUGGAAUUGUAUGUUUAAUGAUGCUUGCAGCGGCCAUUUACGGCUGUGCCUAUGCAGCGAUUAUGGCUAAAUACCACAGAGACCUAAAGAAAGUACAACACUUGGCUCAGGCUACCGAGCAAGGAAGUGCAGAGGAAAAAGAACCACUUGACAAUUCCUUGGCAUGACUUUGUCCAACCGAUUUCUCCCCAAAUGAACUGUAAUUUCAACAGUUGCAUAUUGUUUCAAAUGAUGCUACUUUAUUUUUAUGCUUAAAUUUCUGAUAUUGUCAGAAAAUACACUGUAUAAAAGUUAAGCAUGAGUCAUAUUUUAUGAAUUACAUUACAUUAUUCGUGAUUAAUAUCAUAAUAACAUGCUACAGCAACGAAUUUGCCAAAUAAUCAAAAGGGAGAGAAACAUGUAGUUUAGUUCCCUGCACUGUUAAAAGUUUAUUUUGUUAUAGUCUACAGAUCCUGUCAACUCUGCUGAAAGAAGCAAUACACACUUAUACACAUCAUCAAGCAAAAGACAAAGUUCUAGCAUUUUAAAAUAUAUGACAUACUUAAAUAUGUAACUCUGUAAGUUAUUUAAAAGAGUUUAAAGCUAUUUUCGUUUUGCAUAUCCGAGUUUUAUACAUUUACCCUUCCUUAAAAUAUACAGACAUACUUCUACUAUGAGGUAAAAUAUAUCUGACUGUAUAUAAACUGUCAGGCGCACAGAUUGUCAGACAUAGACACAGACAUACAAACACAAGCAGACAGACAGACAGACAGACACGCACACAGGCACAUACAGGCAUACACAUAUACAAAAUGCAUGCAUAGUAAAGUCUUGCUCAAACAAAAGCUUAUACAUUCUAUAACAGAUCCUUCACAAGCUAAAAUUUACUUUCUGAAACAAUUUUCUAAAGCAUAUAAUGAGUUAAAUUCUGUGCAGAAAAUUGAAAUGUAUGAAAACAAUAAAAAAAGUCUUUAUCAAGUGUUUCAGAUAGAUUAAAAGAAAAAAAUAUAUAUAUUUUUUUUUAUUUCCAGAGUUUUCCUUUUCUAAAAUUGAAAGGACCAUUUCUGUCUGAGAAGUUAAAUGUAAGAGUAGAUGUACAGCUAUGAAACUUUUAGAAAAUUUCUAUCAAGUGUCUUUUAUAGACUAAAAGAGUAAGUAUGACAGUUUUGUUUUGGCCUUUUCUGUGUUAAGUAUGUUUUGACACAUAAGCUCUUAUAAUAUAAAUAAAAGAGGUAGAGUUUUUGAUGAUGAAUAAAACUACACAUUGUGUGUGUUAAUUUUUUUAUGUUUUCUGUUUCUUCCUCCAUCAUGUAAAUUUUUUUCUGUUUUCUGUUUCUUCCUCCAUCAUGUAAACUUAUUAGGCAUAAGAGCAUCUUUUCCAGAGCAAAUUCAGAGCACUAUCUACUUAAAAGUCAUGGAGUAGAAAAAAAAAAGUAGAAGAAAACAAAUCCACAACUACAAAAUUAAAUUCAUUAGCAGUUUGCAGCUUCUCAACUCUUUGCCACAUUGCUAGUGUUGAUUUAAAUAUCACAUUAUGCCUUUUUUAUACAAAGUAAAACAAUGUAUAUUCCAUUUGAUGCAAAUAAUUGAGAAUGCAUUUUUGACAAUAGUGUUUUUUAAUUGAAGAUCAACAUGAGAUUUGUUGAAUGUCAGGGUUGAAAAGCAGAACAAAAGUGAUGUGCAGCACUAUGGCUGGGAAUCAUAGACAGCUGCCUUGUUUACAAAUCUGUAUGCCUUGCGUACUAUGCAAGCCUGCACAGAUUCAUAAACAGGUUAUUGCAGCUCUUCUGACCAGAAAGAGUUUCUGCACCACGUGUAAAUGCAGUGGUCGGAUGUGGGCCUAUUCUAAUUUGACCUAUUAACAGGUCAGUCUGCUACCAAUUUAAGUAUCUUACAUAACACAGAAAUCAUGGACAUCUGUAUCAUGCAAGUUACUCUUCACAGCAGUGCAGAAAAUGCUUAUGUCUGCAUUGCAAUUUGCUGAUGUGCACUACCCUAACUGUAAGUGCCUGACUAUUUGUGUAUGAAAUGGGUGAUACUAUAUGUCUUUUUAACUGUGUGUGAAGUAUGGGCAGUACAGGGACAGCAUGUGGUGCAAUCAAUUUGUGUGCACAUAAAUGUUUAUUAUGACUAUGUGUAUGUAAGGUGACUGAUGAAUGGCUACUACCUGAUGUGACCUGUGGCAAACAUGAAUGAACAGAUUGCAGGAUCGCAGAUGCAGACUUUGCAGAUACUGGAUGUAUGUACGUCUCUCUGUAUGCAUGUCUGGAUGUGUUUGCAUGUUUCUCCCUUUUUUAAUAUCUCCAUAUCUUUUGGGUUUUGAAUACCAUAACAGGAACGGACCCCUUUCUUAAAUCAAAGUACAAUUAAAGUUCAAGAAAUUAGUAUUGUUUCAGUCUUUGAUGUCAGCCAGAAGUGCUCUUCGCAGCA